Messenger RNA from Cylindrotheca closterium, 867 nucleotides. The record is from the annotation of a GenBank genome assembly. NCBI's taxonomy places the organism in Eukaryota, Bacillariophyta, Bacillariophyceae, Bacillariales, Bacillariaceae.
AUGGCUGAUUACGAUGAACUAAGUGAGAACCGCAAGAGAAGUAGCCCUUCUCCUGUCUCCUCUUCCAAGUCUAGCAAGAGAGCCAAGACCAAGGCAUCCCCUGCUGGGGAGAAGUCCAACCGUGGACUUCGCCACUUUUCUAUCAUUGUCUACAACAAGGUCAAGGAAAAGGGAACCACCACCUACAAUGAGGUUGCUGAUGAACUUGUCCAAAAGGUUCUGUCUGAACGAUCUGAUGAAAUGAAGGGCAAGGAUGACGAGAAGAAUAUUCGCCGUCGUGUCUACGAUGCCCUCAAUGUUCUAUCUGCUUUGGAUAUUAUCACCAAGGAGAAGAAGGACAUUACCUGGAAUGGUCUUCCGACUGCCAAGAAGCAAGACCUUCAACAGAUGAAGGAUGAGAUCGCCCAGAGAGAGCGACAACUUCAAGAGAAGAAGCAAGUCUUGAAGGAACUACUUGUUCAAAAGGUUAGCUUCCACAACUUGGUCAACCGCAACAGUCACAGCGCUAUGCCGAGGGAUCACAUUCCCUUGCCGUUUGUUGUGGUCAACACCCACUCUUCCUCUGUUGUUCAAUGCGACAUGAGCCGAGACAAGACUGAUGUUAUGCUCGAGUUCUCCAUGCCUUUUGAGAUCAAUGAUGACAACACCAUUCUCAAAAAGAUGGGAAUGGACAAGACAAACUACCGUGACUUGCAAACUAUGUUGCCUCCUGACAUUCUUGAAUACUGCCGAGACAACCAAAUGCUUGAUCACGUCAUGCACCCCCAGCACAUGCCGCCAAUGCAACACAUGCAUCGGCCCAUGGAACCUUACCACGGGCACCCUGCCCAUCACCGAGCACACUACUAUGACCACAUGGGUCCUUAG